ACUGUUUCAGGACAAUGUUUACAGCCUUGACAAUCCUCUUGAUUUUGAAAAGCUCUUUUGCAAGUCAUAGCUACAACUCUAGUAGACUUAACGMUUAUUACGAGUUCUACAAGUUUUUAGAGGAUCUAGAAGACCACAAUGGACUUGUAAUAAGGGAAAAAGGCAAUAACCAUCCAAAGAAACCAAUAUUGUUAGUACAGAGAAAUGGGCGAGGAUUUGCUGUUACAAAGCGAAAUGAAGAAGAACGCCCUGAAUCUCCAAUUACAAGAGAGAUUUCUAAGAGCCAUUUCAAGAAACUUUACGAUAUUUUGAAACACGCAGUGAAAAAUUUGGAUGAAAGCGAAUCCAGCGAUGAUGAGGAGCAGGAGGAAGAGGAUGAGGAAAAAGAGCAGGACGACACUGGUGAAGAAGCCUCUGAUGAAGAAACGAAGCCAAAAACAUCAAAGAAAAAAGAGAAAAAGCAAGACGGAUCAACUGUUGUAAAGCUACAAGAUAAACCAAGUAAAAAGAAAGGAAAAGACGCGAAAGAAGAUGACAAAGGAAGCGAAGACUCAAAAGAAGAAGAUGCAGGAGGUGGAGGUGGAGGUUCGGUUUGUUUCAUGCCUUGUGGAGCUAAUUUUGGUGGGGGGUGUUUUAAUGCCGGGUAUUGUGGUUGUUCAGGAUGCCGAGGAUGCAUGCCAUGUGGUGGUCGAGGAUGUCUCAACCUUCCUUGUUGUCCUUGCUGUUGUGGAUCUGGAAAGAAUUUAGAGGAUGUGUGGAUGUUACCAACACUUAUCGUCAGUAAGUCAGGCCCACCUUCAGGACAAUUAUGGCUUCCCAAAUGGUUAACGUCGGCACUCGGACUUCCUCCAGGAGGAGUACCAGUAGGGGCUGCAGCAGGAGCUGCCGGAGGUGGGGCGGCAGGUGCAGGGGGUGCAGCUGGGGGAGGAGGGGCAGAAGGUGGUGCUGCUGCGGGA
Messenger RNA from Exaiptasia diaphana, 956 nucleotides. RefSeq names its product histone-lysine N-methyltransferase EHMT2. NCBI's taxonomy places the organism in Eukaryota, Metazoa, Cnidaria, Anthozoa, Actiniaria, Aiptasiidae. The transcript has a single exon. The annotation marks the transcript as partial. The record is from RefSeq and is a predicted model, not a curated record.